AUGGUAGUGCCAUAUGUAGACGCUCAUUGCCAUGUCACAACAAGCAUGAAGGCUGAUCAUAACGAAUUUUCCACUUUACCGGAGACACCGUCUGUGCAAUGUGUGAUGUCGAACAACAGCUACGAUUGGCAGCGGGUCAAGACUCUCCCACGGCAGGAUACCAAUACCAAAAUUGGGUUUGGUGUGCAUCCCUGGUACAGCCAUCUAUACUAUUUGGGAGAGAAAGAUAACAAGCCUGCCAAGGAACCGCACUACAAUUCUGUGCUUCAGGGUCCGAACGCUGAGGAACUGGGCCACAUCAUAAGCAGGCUACCAGAACCCAUCAAUCUGCAUGAGUACAUUCGCACAGAGUUUUCAGCCACGAACUGCGAUUGUAUCGGAGAAAUUGGCCUCGACAAGCUAUUUCGGUUGCCGGAGAACGGGUUUUACCAGGGCGAUGACCGGGCACCUCUAAGCCGCGUCAAAGUGAGCAUGAACCACCAGGCCCAAGUUUUCACGGAGAUGUGCAAUUUAGCCGCAGCGAACUCGCUGCCGGUCUCGAUCCACUGCGUCAAAUCCCCCAACCUCGUGUUCGAGCUUUCUAAACAGCACCUUCUGCCUCACCCCGGUGUGAACCUCUGUUUACACUCUUUUACAGGCUCUGUCGAGACGCUUACGGACAGCUGGCUCAAGACUUUCCCCAAAGAGCGCUUUUUUUUAAGCUUGUCAAGUUACAUUAACUUCAAAAACGACGACACGGCCGCCAAGCUGCUUCAAACGCUUCCAAAACACUGCAUUUUGACAGAGACGGAUUUCACUUGGGAUACAGCCGACGCAAAACACAUAAUACAUGAGCUGGACUUAAUCUUGUCACGCGUCGCAACGCAACACAAUCUCAAAUCUUCGGAUGAAGCCAAGAAGCUAGUUUGCGAUAACUUUCAGCGAUUCAUGCCUAAAAGCUUUCGCCUUUAA
Messenger RNA from Lachancea lanzarotensis, 951 nucleotides. RefSeq names its product LALA0S06e05182g1_1. Bases 1 to 951 code for a protein of 316 amino acids. The record is from RefSeq and is a predicted model, not a curated record. The transcript has a single exon. Lineage: Eukaryota; Fungi; Ascomycota; Saccharomycetes; Saccharomycetales; Saccharomycetaceae. Gene Ontology annotation, molecular function: hydrolase activity, acting on ester bonds.